Messenger RNA from Patiria miniata (bat star), 918 nucleotides. Its product is annotated as octapeptide-repeat protein T2-like. The coding region runs from base 1 to 918 and encodes 305 amino acids. NCBI's taxonomy places the organism in Eukaryota, Metazoa, Echinodermata, Asteroidea, Valvatida, Asterinidae. The transcript has 3 exons. The record is from RefSeq and is a predicted model, not a curated record.
AUGCAGUCAGACAGGCAGGCAGGCAGGCAGAUAGACAGGCAGGCAAGAAUGCAGCAGGUGGCAGGCAGGCAGCAGGCAGCAAGCAGGCAGGCAGUCAGGCAGACAAGAAGGCAGCAGGCUGGCAGCAGGCAGGCAGCAGGCAGGCAGGCAAGCAGGCAGCAGGCAGCAGGAAGCAGGCAGCAGGCAGGCAGCAGGCAGCAGGCAAGCAGGCAAGAAGGCAGGCAGGCAGGCAGCAGGCAGGCAGGCAGGCAGGCAAGCAGGCAGCAGUCAGCAGGCAGCAGGCAGGCAGGCUGGCAGACAGCAGGCAGGCAGCAGGCAGGCAGCAGGCAGGCAGCAGGCAGGCAGGCUGGCAGGCAGGCAGGCAGGCAGGCAGGCAAGCAGGCAGGCAAGCAGCAGGUAGGCAGCAGGCAGGCAGCAGGCAGGCAGGCCAGCAGGCAGCAGGCAGCAGGCAGCAGGCAGGCAGGCAGUCAGGCAGACAAGAAGGCAGCAGGCUGGCAGCAGGCAGGCAGCAGGCAGGCAGGCAAGCAGGCAGCAGGCAGCAGGAAGCAGGCAGCAGGCAAGCAGGCAGGCAAGCAGCAGGUAGGCAGCAGGCAGGCAGGCCAGAAGGCAGUAGACAGCAGGCAGGCAGCAGGCAGGCAAGCAGGCAGCAGGCAGCAGGCAAGAAGGCAGCAGACAAGCAGGCAAGCAGGCAGCAGACAAGCAGACAGCAGGCAAGCAAGCGGCAGGCAGCAGGCUGCAGGCAGGCAAGCAGCAGGCAGGCAGGCAGGCAGGCAGGCAGGCAGCAGGCAGGCAGGCCAGAAGGCAGUAGGCAGGCAGGCAGGCAGGCAGGCAGCAGGCAAGCAGACAGCAGGCAAGCAAGCGGCAGGCAGCAGGCUGCAGGCAGCAGGCAGUAGGCAGGCAGCAGGCAGCAGGCUUUAG